AUGACGGCGUCCCGAAUCUUGAAUGAGGCAUGCGGCUACAUGGCGAAGGCGCUGCAGCCCAUCAUGUACCUGCAGCGGUACAUUCCUGGGAUGGAGUCUGCGAAAGUUCAGGUCCUUCCAGCUGUGGAGCAGGUUACCGUGGGGCCAUAUGCGGCGGUGACCCAAGACACUGAGGACGGUAGCGAACUGAAGUACAAUAAAGAUGCAAUGUGGUAUGCCAACGAAGACGGGGAGAUCGGUGAUAUCACCACGACAAGUGUUUGGGCCUACAACGUGAUUGAUUCCUUUCGCCUGCAGUUCUCGGACGGCGGAGAGGAACGGGGUGGUUCUUCCACAGGUGGGACGGAGAAUUCCUACGACCUGGCGGACAGGUACAUCACUGCCGUAACGAUGUACUUCCGGGAUCCCAGCUACUUCUAUCCAUCGGGCGAGGUGGUGAAGAUGUCACUGAGCUUUUCUGACGGGACCUCCACGGGGAAACUAGGUGGCUACUCCCCCACCAUCGCCGCCAAUCCAGUGGGUAUGACGGCCACUGUGGCGGAUGAUGCCUCAUAUAAGAUGGUGGGCGCCACGCUGGGGUCCAGUAAGGAUGGCUACUUCG
Symbiodinium sp. CCMP2456 is the source of this 601-nucleotide messenger RNA. The record is from the annotation of a GenBank genome assembly. Lineage: Eukaryota; Dinophyceae; Suessiales; Symbiodiniaceae.